This is a messenger RNA of Acyrthosiphon pisum (pea aphid), 808 nucleotides long. RefSeq lists its product as uncharacterized. The annotation marks the transcript as partial. The transcript is spliced from 4 exons. The record is from RefSeq and is a predicted model, not a curated record. Lineage: Eukaryota; Metazoa; Arthropoda; Insecta; Hemiptera; Aphididae.
AUUCAGCAGAAAUUCUCAAGGACGAUUUAAAAAUUGUGUUCAUACCUAAAACAUUACACGAACAUUUUGAAUGUGUCGUAGGAAAACACGUUUUUAUAGAUAAACCGUGGACCAAGAUAUCUCGUAAAAAAAUUAUUGAUAAUUUGCAGUCACAAAAUAUGACCUCAUGUUUUUGGAAAUUUCAAAAGGAAAUUGAAGGUAUUACAAACGAUUAUGUUUUAGUUGGAUAUAAACCCUUUAGUAGUACAGAUGAGGAAUUUUUAAUAUGUACCACGUAUAAAGCAAAACAUUGUAUCGAAGAAACACAAGUACAAAAUAAUAUAGGAGGUGAACUUAAAAAAAAAGUUGAGCGGUCAAUGUGUCGUGUACCAGGUCCUUGGGACUCCAAAAGCAGCGACAAAGAUAUCGAAGAAAUAAAAUCAGUACAAACACGUGAAAAGAUAACAUACAAAUGGAAACUUCCAGCUGGGAGACUUCAAGCUGAAGCAGAAUUUGAGGACUCGAAUUCAAAAUCUGUAAAAAAUGAAUAUGUAAAAUUAGAACCACGGCUAAAAGAAAUCUUCAAAAGUAGUGAUGCUUUAACAAUGGAAUCAAGUGUUCAAGCUGUCAGAAAAAUGAUCAACACAGAAAUGCAGACAAUUCCAAGAAUCAAAUAUAAUAAAUGUAUUCAAUCAGUUGCCGUCGAAGAGGAAAUGUUUCAGUUACAACCUUUAAAUACAUCAGAAAAAGCUCUUGAUGAUUUUUUAAACAAACAUGUUCCUAAGUAAAUAUUUUAAUCUAUAUAAAAAUCAGGGAUGGGCAAGAUACU